Messenger RNA from Centropristis striata (black sea bass), 4772 nucleotides. RefSeq names its product solute carrier family 8 member 1a (gene slc8a1a). The transcript has 9 exons. Lineage: Eukaryota; Metazoa; Chordata; Actinopteri; Perciformes; Serranidae. The record is from RefSeq and is a predicted model, not a curated record. Gene Ontology annotation, molecular function: calcium:sodium antiporter activity. The coding region runs from base 62 to 2926 and encodes 954 amino acids. Gene Ontology annotation, biological process: sodium ion transmembrane transport; calcium ion import across plasma membrane; cell communication. Gene Ontology annotation, cellular component: axon; sarcolemma; postsynapse.
GGUGGGUCCACAGAAAGUAAAGUCUCCUUCUGUGUCAUCAGGUUUCAGGUCGAGUGUCGCCAUGAGCCGAGCCGGGACCUCGCCACUCUUCUCCACCGAUCAGCUGCUGUUCCUGCUGACCCUCGUCCUCUCGGAGCUCCGGUGUUCGGCAGCGGGCGGUGCAGGGUUGACCCUCCAGUCCAACAACUCACUCAGCAAUCACACCAAGUGCGGCGGCACCUCCGUCUGCAUUAAGGGCGUCAUCCUGCCGAUAUGGAAGCCAGAGAACCCGGCAUUCACCGACCGCCUCGCCAGAGCCACCGUUUACUUUGUGGGGCUGGCGUACAUGUUCCUGGGCGUCUCCAUCAUCGCCGACCGCUUCAUGUCGUCCAUCGAGGUCAUCACCUCCCAAGUGAGGCAGAUCACCAUCAAGAAACCCAACGGCGAGAAGAUCACCACGACGGUGCGUGUCUGGAACGAGACGGUGUCCAACCUGACCCUGAUGGCACUUGGCUCCUCGGCGCCGGAGAUCCUGCUGUCAGUCGUGGAGGUCUGCGGCCACAAUUUUGACGCCGGCGAGCUGGGCCCUAACACCAUUGUAGGCAGCGCCGCCUUCAACAUGUUCGUCAUCAUCGGCCUCUGCGUGUCCGUCAUUCCUGAAGGAGAGACCAGAAAGGUGAAGCACCUCCGGGUGUUCUUCGUCACUGCCCUCUGGAGCGUGUUUGCGUACACCUGGCUGUACCUGAUCCUCGCCGUCUUCUCUCCCGGCGUCGUGCAGAUCUGGGAGGGGCUGCUCACGCUCUUUUUCUUCCCCCUUUGUGUUGGGUUUGCUUACGUGGCUGACCGCAGACUUCUUUUCUACAAGUACAUGUACAAACGCUACCGAGCAGGGAAGCAGAAGGGAAUGAUCAUCGAAACGGAGGGCGAGCCGGAGCUUCCCUCCAAAGUCGACAUCGAGAUGGACGGGAAAAUGCUCAACUCGCAUGGCGAGGAGGCGGCAUUUGACUUUCAGGAGCCAAGCGAGGAGGAGUCCCGCAGAGAGGUGGCCCGGAUCCUGAAGGAGCUGAAACAGAAACAUCCCGAGAAGGAUACUGAGCAGCUGAUGGAGCUCGCCAAUUACCAAGUUCUGACCCAGCAACAGAAGAGUCGCGCUUUCUACCGCUGCCAGGCAACCCGGAUCAUGACGGGAGCGGGAAACAUCCUGAAGAAGCACGCCGCCGACCAAGCCAAGAGGGCCAACCAGCACGAUAUCUGCUCCGAGGUUUCCAUGAACGACUUCUCCUCCAAGCUGUUCUUCGACCCGGGAACCUACCAGUGUCUGGAGAACUGCGGAAGCGUGGCGCUGAACGUGGUGCGGCGCGGCGGAGACCUGACCAGCACGGUGUCCGUGGAUUACCGGACCGAGGACGGCACUGCAAACGCCGGCUCUGAUUACCAGUUCACCGAAGGAACGGUCGUGUUCAAACCCGGCGAGACCGAGAAGGAAAUCCGCAUCGCCAUAAUCGACGACGACAUCUUCGAGGAAGACGAGCAUUUUCUGGUUCACCUCAGCAACGUGAAGGUCGUAUCACAGGAGCGUGAGGAGAACCACGAGGAUGCCCUCGCCAGCCUGGGCCUGCCGUGUACCGCCACCGUCACCAUCUUCGACGACGACCACGCAGGGAUCUUCACGUUUGAGGAGCCUAUUGUGACCGUGAGCGAGAGUAUCGGGAUGAUGGAGGUAAAGGUGAUGCGCACGUCGGGAGCUCGCGGCGUCGUGGUGGUGCCGUACAAAACCACGGAGGGGACGGCGAAAGGAGGUGGUGAGGACUUUGAGGACACACACGGUGUCCUGGAGUUUGAGAACGACGAGAUCUUUAAAACUAUUCAGAUCAAUAUUAUUGAUGAUGAAGAAUAUGAGAAAAACAAGAACUUCUUCCUGGAGAUGGGCGAGCCUCGGCUGCUGGAGAUGAGUGAGAGGAAAGCCGUGUUGCUGCAGGAAGUCGGUGGAUUUGUGAGGACAGGCAGAGACGUCUACAGGAAGGUCCAGGGACGAGACCACCCUGUCCCCUCUGCUGUCCUCAAAAUCACAGAAGAGGGGGGUGAGGAGGUUUUGACCAAGAAGGAGGAGGAGGAGAGGCGGAUUGCAGAGAUGGGCAGACCGAUGUUGGGAGAGCACGUCAGACUGGAGGUUGUCAUCGAGGAGUCCUACGAGUUCAAGAGCACUGUGGAUAAACUCCUGAAGAAGACCAACCUGGCCCUGGUGAUUGGCACCAACAGCUGGAGGGAGCAGUUUGUGGAAGCCAUCACGGUCAGCUCGGGUGACGAUGAUGAUGACUGUGGCGAGGACAAGCUGCCCUCCUGUUUUGACUACGUCAUGCACUUCCUCACCGUCUUCUGGAAGCUUCUGUUUGCCCUCGUCCCUCCCACCGACUACUGGAACGGCUGGGCCUGCUUUGUCGUCUCCAUCUCUGUCAUCGGCAUGCUGACGGCCGUCAUCGGGGACCUGGCGUCACAUUUCGGCUGCACCAUCGGCCUCAAAGACUCCGUCACUGCUGUGGUUUUCGUGGCUUUGGGCACGUCGGUGCCAGACACCUUUGCCAGUAAGGUUGCAGCCAUUCAGGACCAGUACGCAGACGCCUCGAUCGGCAACGUGACAGGGAGUAAUGCCGUCAACGUCUUCCUGGGCAUCGGCGUGGCCUGGUCCAUCGCUGCCAUCUACCACUACUCCCAGGGCCAGGAGUUCAGGGUCGACCCGGGCACACUGGCCUUCUCCGUUACGCUCUUCACCAUCUUUGCCUUCAUCUGCUUUGGUGUCCUCAUCUACCGCCGCCGGCCCGAGAUCGGCGGGGAGCUCGGCGGCCCCAGAGGCCCCAAGAUCCUCACCACCUGCCUGUUCUUCAGUCUGUGGUUGAUGUACAUCGUCCUCUCCUCGCUGGAGGCCUACUGCCACAUAAAAGGCUUCUAAAGGUUCUACUGUAUUGGAAGGUUCGAACAGGUUCUUGAUGAACAGUUCUGAUGGGUUUCCAAAGGUUCCAACAGGGUUCUGCAUUUUCUGACAGUUUUCUGUGAUUUCUGUUAUCUGUCUGAAGGUUUGGACGACGUCUAAAGUUAAACAGGCUCCUGACAGGAUAUGGAACAGUGCUGACAGGUUUCUGACAUUUUGGAUGAACUCCUAAUAGCUCUAUGUUUUUUUUGAUAAUCUGUGAUUUCUGAAUGCAGAUAAAUUAUGAAAUAAUUACUAAUAACUCUGCUGGGCUCUGUAUUGUUAUUUUAACUUCUUUAAAGUUUUAACUUACUUCAAAACAACUUUGAUUGGUUUCUAAAGGAAUAUGCUACUGGACUAUGAAGGACUAACAGGUUUUAAACAGGUCUGAUAGGUUUCUUGAGAUCCUGAAGGAUCCUGGGCUUCUUCACAGUCCUGGUACAGGUAUUAAGGUUCCAAAAGGUUCCUGUAAUUUGUUUAAGGGCUUGGAUAAUCUUGUUAGGGUUCUUCUGUUAUUUGUUUGAAGGUUUCAACGGACGUCUAAAAGUUAGAUACAGUGCUGACAGGUUUCUGACAAUUUGGUAGAUAAAUGAAUAUUCUGCUGGACUCUAUAAAGUUAUUUAAAGGUCUAACAGGUUUCAAACAACUUUGAUUGGUUUCUAAAGAUCCUGAAGCCUUCUGGACCAUGCUGAUGGGUUUCCUGAGGGCCCAGUAGGUUUUUAUGACAGUUCCUGUCAAUUUUCUAAAUGUUUGUAUGGACUUGUGGGAGUUCUGCUGGUUCUGACAGGUUCAUGCGUCUAAAGUAUUUGUCAGAUGUCUAAAACAUUGAAAAAGUUCUUGACAGUAGUUUCUUGUUUGUUAGGUCCUUUUUCUGAGGGUGAACUCCUGAAUGUUCAUAUAACAUCAUUUUUAUUUGUCAAAAAGUUUGCAUAGAACUCUAAAUGUUAGAGUCAAUAGAUAUCUGAAGGCUCUGAAGAACAUUAUCCUGUUCCAAUAUGAACUCCUAUCAGCUGUUCUAAUGAUCUGUCAGGUGUCUUUGGUGGUUUUGAUGAAUUUCUAAUAUACACUGUAUGUAUAGUUCUUUUAGGUUUUUAAAGUUUUAACAGGUUGAAAACAUCUAUGAGGAGUUUCUGAAGGUUCCCCACAGUUUCUGUGAGUUCUAAAGACUACUGAAGUCUCUUUGACUUGUCCUGGAGUCCACAGUGGACUGAGUGCUGGUGACCUCCAUGACUGGACUACCUUCAUCUUCACAUACCUCCUGAACAUUUAGAGACAUUUACACGUAUCAUGAACCCUUUAAGAAAUGAAAAACAUAAACCACUUUAAUUUUGUCGUCGUGCAGGGACAUUAAACCCCAGCCACAGGAAAGAAGAACAGCUGUGGUGAGGAAGGAGGCAGCUCGGGUUGUAUACUAAUGAAUACCUGCAGGACUUUUGGUUUUAAAGGCGACUGGAGCAGUAGUGUUGCACCUCAAUGAAUAUCUGCACUGAGUUUGAGAUAUAGUUUAAUUUGUUGAUUUUAAAUGAAGCAAAGAAACAAAGGAGGAUCAAGAGUUCGUUGUCGAAGCCACUGAAGGUCUUUUCAGAACCUUAAAAACAGACACUCAGUGAAUUGAACCUGAACUGCAGUGGAUCCAACAUGUUUGAGAAAAUAUACGCGUGUAUGUUUGUGUGUGUGUGCGAGUGUAUAAGUAACUUCAAAGAACACUAGGAAGAAGACGUCUGUCAUAAUGUUCUGUGAUAUGAUUGGUUACUGGAGGAUGUAAACACCAGAGCUGAGCACAGAACGCAGAGUCUUUCCUUCAAAUAUUAAAGUAAAGUGAGUGACA